Molecule: messenger RNA, 641 nt
Organism: Emiliania huxleyi CCMP1516
Lineage: Eukaryota; Haptophyta; Isochrysidales; Noelaerhabdaceae
Exons: 1
Coding region: 10-429 (139 amino acids)
Source: RefSeq, a predicted model, not a curated record
GCCGCCCACAUGGGGAGCCUGACCGACGGCGCGCUGCCCGCGCUCGCCGAGCCGCACGAGGGCGGCGGCGUGCGCGUGCUCGCGGGCGGCGGCGGCGCGGCGGCCACUUUUGCCCCGCCCGAGCCGGCGGAGGCUGGCGGCGACGGCGCCGUCGCGCCGCUCAUCGCCGCGCCGCUCCCCGCCUCCUCACCCGCGAUGGGCGGGCCGCUGAGCGGGGGGGGCGUCGUGGCUGCGACCACUGCGCCGCUCUCGUUUGGCGGCGAGCCGCUGCAGGUCGCGAGCAUCGACGCGCCGACCGACGACAACCUCUUUGCGGAGCCCGUGCUAACGGAGCCGCUCUCGCUCAACGGAGGAGACUCAACAGGCGAGCCGCUGCAGGUGGCGUCCGUCGUGCCGCUGCCGCCCGGCGCGGGGGGCGGCGACAACUAGUCGGUGGCCCGAUGCCACCGUAGCUGUACGCACAGGCAAACUAGUGGGGACGACCUCAAGGCGACGGUCCCGUGGUCGCCGUCAUGGGUGGGCAUGGCCGCAUGGGUUGAAGCGCGUAUUAGUGCCGGAGGGCUUCAUCAUAUGUGUGUACAAACGCCGUGACGCGUGAGGAUUGGCGAUAGUUGCGUUCUUGUGGUUGAUGAGAAGUGUUU